AUGGCGGAUUCUGAGCUUGCGUUUGGCUUCAUCCAGUCUUCAUACAAGCCCAGUUCACUACUUCCAAUAGCUCGUCACCGCGAGAGUCUACUAUACCUUGUUGAGAUAUACCCUGUCACUAUCGUCGUUGGCCACACCGGCAGUGGAAAGACUACUCAAAUCCCUCAGUUCCUGGAUCAGGCAGGAUGGUGCACACGAGGGAAGCAGAUCGCAGUCACGCAGCCUCGAAGAGUAGCUGCAACCACCGUUGCCACACGAGUCGCGGAUGAGAUGAGAUGUAACCUUGGGCAAGAGGUCGGUUACUCCAUUAGAUUCGAAGACGUAACGUCGGCAGCCACACGCAUCAAGUUCUUGACGGACGGCUUGCUCCUUCGUGAGGCUCUAGUGGAUCCGCUGCUGUCGCGUUACUCGGUGAUCAUGGUUGACGAAGCCCACGAGCGUUCGCUCAGCUCCGACAUCCUGCUAGGCUUACUGAAGAAGAUCCGAAAGAGGCGGUCUGAUUUGCGGGUAGUGGUCAGUAGCGCUACGUUGCAAGCGGAGGAUUUCCUGCGAUUCUUCGCGGGUGGCGAUGCUGAACUUGGAAAUGGUAAUGGUGCUGCUGACCUGGGCGGUUCGAUCGGCAGAAUCAUCAGCCUUGAGGGUCGGAUGUAUCCCGUGGAUAUUCACUAUCUUGAGCAGCCUGCCGAGGACUACCUGGAAAGGGCCGUUCAAACCGUGUUUGACAUUCAUACCAAGGAGGCCGAAGGUGAUAUCCUGGUCUUCCUCACUGGAAGAGAGGAAAUAGACUCAGCCCUUGAGAUGAUUGCUGAUCGAUCAAACUCCUUGCCCUCAAAUACCCCCUCUCUGCUCACCCUGCCGCUGUACGCCGGGCUGUCCACCGAUCAGCAAAUGUACGUCUUCGAGCCUGCGCCUGAAGACACCCGCAAGGUUAUUGUUGCAACCAACAUCGCUGAGGCAUCAGUGACGAUCGAUGGCAUCGUCUACGUGAUCGAUUGCGGCUAUGUCAAGCUCCGAGCUUACAAUCCGACCACCGGCAUCGAGACUUUGACAGCGACACCAGUGUCAAAGGCCUCUGCUACGCAGCGUGCUGGCCGCGCCGGUCGUACGAUGCCAGGGAAAUGCUACCGCUUGUACACUGAAGAGGCAUUCGAGACCCUAGCAGGAGCGACAGUACCAGAGAUCCAGCGCUCGAACCUCGCUCCAGUUAUCCUGCAACUCAAAGCACUUGGUAUAGACAACAUAGCGCGAUUCGACUAUCUCACCCCUCCACCGGCGCAGCUGGUCAUUCGCGCGCUGGAACUACUCUAUUCGUUAGGAGCACUGGACGACUACGCGAAGCUUACCAAGCCACUCGGAUCACGCAUGGCUGAGCUGUCCGUCGAACCCAUGAUGGCGAAAGUAUUGCUAGCUGCACCGACAUUCGGCUGCAUGAGCGAGAUCCUCUCCAUCGCCGCAAUGACAAGCCUGCAGGGCGCCGUUUGGUUCUCUCACGAAGGCGAGAGAAAGGCUCAAGAAUCUGCGCGGCGGAAGUUUGCGGCUGAGGAAGGGGACCAUCUGACCCUGCUGAAUGUCUACCAGGGCUUCGUCACCAAAGGCAAGAAAGACGCACAGUGGUGCAAGAGCAACUAUCUGAACUUCAAAUCUAUGACGAGGGCGGUCAGCAUACGGAAUCAACUCAAGAGGUACCUGGAGCGCUUCGGUAUAAAUGUGGAAGAGAGCCUUUCCGCUGGCGCUCUGCGAGUCGGUGGUCCGGAUAAGGCAGAGCAGAUUCGACAAUGCCUAACAACCGGCUACUUUUCGCACGCUGCUCGAAUGCAACCGGAUGGCAGCUUCAAAACAGUCGAUGGCGGCACGAUACUGCAUGCCCACCCUACUUCGUUGAUGUUUAACCGAAAGGCCGAUUGGGUAAUCUUCCAUGACGUAAUGGAGACCAGCAACAAGACCUUCAUCCGCGACAUCUCCAAGGUCGAGAAGGGCUGGCUACUCAAAUACGCCCCGGAUUACUAUCGCAUUAGGUGA
This is a messenger RNA of Coniosporium apollinis CBS 100218, 2019 nucleotides long. Its product is annotated as ATP dependent RNA helicase. NCBI's taxonomy places the organism in Eukaryota, Fungi, Ascomycota, Dothideomycetes. The transcript is spliced from 4 exons. The record is from RefSeq and is a predicted model, not a curated record. Gene Ontology annotation, molecular function: RNA binding; ATP binding. Bases 1 to 2019 code for a protein of 672 amino acids. Gene Ontology annotation, cellular component: intracellular anatomical structure; catalytic step 2 spliceosome.